GGCUCAAGUUUUCUUUGCUUGAACAAAGGCAGGUCCAGGAGGCUCAAUGUUCUGGCUUUUGGCUGUGGGCACCGUGGCCAUUUGCGCGGAUGCCAUGGACCAAGCAGACUCGUCUGGCGCAUUGCGAGGAGCACGCCAUUUGCAAGUGAAGGACUCAACAAACUUGUUCGAACCUCAGUGCAAGCCUGGGUAUGUUGAUGUCACAGGCGGCCAGGCCUAUUAUUGGUCCUGCGCCUUUUACUGCGAAGGCGGUGCAUACUUCAGCACCCCCUUCUGCAGAUGCGCCUGCCAACUGCCGCAGACGGGAGGGGAGCAGCCAGUUGUUACGGCCCCACCAAGCACAACUUCCGCUGCUUCUUAUGCGCCUGGGGGGGUCAUUGUGACAACGGCAACAAGUUCAACUGCCGCACCCAAUGCGCCAGUCCACGAGGUACCAGUUGGUGAGCUCGACGAAUGGGAGUAUACUCCUCCAUCCUUGGGCUACGGGGUCCAGACUCCAGCACCUCAGCACCAAGCAGCGCCCAGGAACGCAGACAACAUGGAUCUGAUGGUUCUGGUGUUGGGCAUUGGCGGUGGUAUCAUCGCUGCAACCUGUGCUGUCUUGGUUUGGGUGAAUUUGAUGGGUUGCCCCUGCUUGAGGCGCAAACGGGGCAACUCAAUCGCAAAGCCACCGGUGCUGAAGAUGCACUCGCCGCAAGAAACCUGUCCGCAGCCUUUGCAGGUGGAUCCGCCUUCCCGCAGGUCCAGCGUAUCCACUGGUUCCUCAAGCAGAGAGCUGCGGCCGGGAAGCUCGAAGCAGUCCAGCAACACUGUUUUCUCAGAAGCUUCUGGAAGGCAAGUUCGAGUAUCCUGGAAGAUCAAUGCAGGAAAUGAGCUCCCAGGCGGCCGUUUGCAGCUUCCGGCUAGCAAAAAUUCUUGCACGAGCACAAGCACUCGUAGCGCAAGUAAAGGCAGCUGCUGCAGCAACGCCAGCGGAGGCAGAGAAGGGCAUUGGGCUUUCAAAGGGCCUUCAAACCAGUCGCCGUCAGAACUCCAAGACCGGCCGCGAAAACUCUCCAAAGUCGGCUUGCAAUGAGGGCUGCGCAAGGCGACUGUUUUAUCCGCAAGGUGGUCUCAACAUGUGUCUUUGUUUCAUUGUGUGUAAGAACCGCGGACUCUUGUAAAGCACACUUACGCGCCAAAGUUUUCUUUGUGUGUAAGCAGUUGUAUGCAUACACUUAUGUCAGUGCAUUCAUACACAUUUAUGUCUGUCAGUUUCCUUGUGAGCUAAGCAACGCAAGGAGAGGUGCAGAUUUCAACAGCCGUUUAUCGCACCCGGGAAGAUGGCUGCAGCGCAUUUCCAAGAGAUGCGCUCCGCUUCCACGGUCCGGAGGCCUUGGGAAGGGACCGCCACAUGCAGCGGUUCUGAACCCCGCAGCGUUGAUUGUCACAGUGAUUCGGGUUUUUCCACCUGCAAUUUUGCUGUCGCUAGCGUCGCUAGCCCAAAAUCAUUCUCGGGAUCCAGUCGGGCUUCUGCCGGGCAUGGCUUGUCAGCGCCAAGCCGAAGGCAAAGACCUUCAAGAAAGCCGCUGGACCCCUCAUCGUCGCUCUAUGUACGUUUAAACUUGUGGCUCGCGUGGGCAUCCUGCAUGGCCAGGAAUGCGUUUGGCACGGCAAGACGUUAUGAAUAUAAUAUGAUAUAUUCGG
Molecule: messenger RNA, 1686 nt
Organism: Effrenium voratum
Lineage: Eukaryota; Dinophyceae; Suessiales; Symbiodiniaceae
Source: the annotation of a GenBank genome assembly